AUGCCAGAAUUAAUUGCUGGGGAAGGACGGCGGCAUGUGCGAGAAAAUUGCAAAAUUCUACGUCCAUACAUUUUAUGGAGGCGAAAGAAAGAUCAGCUUGUUGAAGCGGCAUUUGUUUUGAAACUGAAACGCGAAAUUGAACGAAAAAAGAAGGAAGCUGAAGAAAAGAAAGCACUCGAAAGGGAGCGGAAAAUGACCCGUAUCGAGGAGAUUGAAAAAGAACUUUCAAAUGUGAAGGAAAAAAGACAUGGUCUAGAGGAGAAAUUGAAGUUAUUGCAAGAAAGGAAACACCAGCUAUUUUUAUCGCUGAAAAAUACCUUGAUGGCAAAGGAAUACAUUAGAAGAGAAAGAGGAUCAGUUUAUGAGAUGCAUCAAUUUGCUGACUCAUACAGUGCAAGAGAUUCUUUGGGCUAAGUCUUGUUUAAAAUUGUCUGAGACAAUGGCAAUAAUUGCAUCAAAUAUGCAAAAAUAUUCAAAAGUAGAAGGUAAAUUUUCUAAAUAAUGUUGAAUAGGGGGUAUUGCAGUUCUGAAAGUUUCCUCCUAAAAAUUUCAUGGAAGAGUUUACCUUUCUAGAAACUUUUUAUGUCACCUUUCUUAUCAAUUUUUUAAUUAAUAAAAAAGAUCCUCUACCAUCUGAUAUCUGUUAAAUGAAAUAUUAUUUUUAAAUCAAAUAAAAAUAUCUAGGCCAAAAAAACCUCUAGCCUGAUUAAAAGAAAAUUUAUACCUACUUAAUUCUAGAAAAUAGAGGAUAGGUCAAAAAACCUCAAACAAUAUAUUCAAUGCUAAUAAUAUCAACACAAAUUUAUUAAGGUCCAUAGAAAAUACACUUCAAUCUUCAAAUGAUCUUCAAUAAAAUGCCAGCAGAUAUGCUUAGCCAUCUUUCAGAACUUGAACAGGUUCUAGCGUGAAUGUUAUCUAGUUAUAGUGAAUAUUAAUUUUCACAUAUUUCUGAAAUAGCAUAAUUUAAGAUGUAUUGGUGCUACCAUACAGAGCUUGCCUGGAUUAAUUUAAUAAUAUGUGUCUUGGUAAAACAUGUAGAAGUAUGUAAGACCUUUGCAAACCACAUGCAUACUACCAUGUUAACAAGUGAUAUGAAAUAAGCUGCUUAUUGUAAACUCUCACUGAUGCACAAGCAACUCUUAUGUAAAUAUUUGUUUCUUUAGAUUUUUGUAUAGUUACUCUUAACAUUUUGUUCAUUGUAAGAAUUGACAUUGUCUGAAACAAAGCUCAAUCUCUCACAGGCCUGCAAUGAAAGUUUUAGAAUUUUUAAGAUAAUUUUCAUAGAUACUACAAAUGGAAAAUUAUUUUGACCUUUGGUUUUGUUGGUAAUUUUUUGUGACAAGAUAUAAAAAAUCUACAUUAUUUCUGCAUGCCUAACUAAUUUCAUUGGCAAUAGUUGAAGCAAAUCAUUGAAAGAGAAUUCAACAGUUAUUCAUUCCUUUCUCUUACCAAAGAAAUUGUUUUUAGAAAACAAGAAACAUUUCCAUUGUUAUUUCCUUCUCAGCAUUUGAACUUGAAAAUUUUACAAUUCAUAGAGACAGAGUGAUGUUUUUAAUUUUAGUUUAUUGAAAGAUCAGGGGAAAAAUUUAAUGUUUGUGAGGGAUUUGCAAGGUUCUCUGCAUGUGCAGAUGAAUAAAGAGCAUCAAUAUUGGAAUUAUUUGAUUAUUAUUAUAUGUGCACUUCACAGUUGAAUAUCAGGCUUUUUCAAGGCUAAUUUUAAAGUAAUUUGUAUGUAAAUUAGCUUUGAACUUGCAUGCUAAGCAAAAUAUUAGCACUACUAAACUGAAUAAAAGACAUAUGAUUCA
Messenger RNA from Rhopilema esculentum, 1805 nucleotides. RefSeq lists its product as uncharacterized. Lineage: Eukaryota; Metazoa; Cnidaria; Scyphozoa; Rhizostomeae; Rhizostomatidae. The record is from RefSeq and is a predicted model, not a curated record.